AUCAGUGUAAUGAUAAGUUUUGACUAAAACUUGAUUUGGUCUAUUGUUUAAAUCGUCACCUAGUCCUAUAGAAUGAUGCUUGAUGAUCACUGGCAAAGAACUUGAAAGCACAAUGAUGGAUGCAUCCUUUUUGGAAACGAUUUAGUUAACACACCCUUAGAUAAUCGCACUUUUUAAAAGAACUUGUGGAACCAGAGAUACACAGAUAUAACAUAUUGCCACAUUUGUCAAAAGAAUAAUGGUUAAAUUCUGUGACAAAUGUGAUUAUACGUGCAAGAGUCUUACACACAUGAGUCGGCAUAAGAUGACACAUACAGGCGAAAGACCGUUUUCUUGCAAAAAAUGCAAUUAUGUUUGCAUCCGUCCUGAUCAGCUCGAAACGCAUGUAAGGACCCACACAGGAAAGAGGCCUUAUCCAUGUAAGGAAUGCGACUUUGCCUUCCGCACCUCUGGACAGUUGAAAAGGCAUUCGUUUUCACACACCAACGUUAAGCCGUAUUCGUGUCGCAUCUGUACCUUCAAGUGUUCUAGAGCCGACGUCCUCAAUUAUCAUAUAAUGAAACACAAAGGGGAAAAACCGUUUCAUUGCCAACUCUGUGGGCAGUCAUUCUACUUACAAUCGCAUCUAAAGAAACACAACAUUAUACACAAUAAAGAAAGGCCUUUUGAAUGCGUCGAAUGCGGCUAUACCUCUUACACAAGAUUUUCGUUAAAGCGUCAUAUAAUAAUUCAUUCUGGCCAAAGGCCUUAUGUAUGCGAUAUUUGUGAAUUUUCGUGCAAUCAGAAGGGUAAUUUGAAGCGACAUUUAACAAUACAUAGCAACAAAAAACAAUUCACAUGUCACUACUGUGGUCAUAAAUGCCGCCUUAAAGAUAUACUCAAAAAACAUAUUAAAGUACACAAUAAAAUAUGAACAUUUAAUAUAUGUAUCAAGCACUUCAUUAUGAUGUACUUUUACAAUGUAAAAUUUA
Molecule: messenger RNA, 971 nt
Organism: Cimex lectularius (bed bug)
Lineage: Eukaryota; Metazoa; Arthropoda; Insecta; Hemiptera; Cimicidae
Product: oocyte zinc finger protein XlCOF15-like
Exons: 2
Coding region: 239-913 (224 amino acids)
Biological process (GO): regulation of transcription by RNA polymerase II
Cellular component (GO): nucleus
Molecular function (GO): RNA polymerase II transcription regulatory region sequence-specific DNA binding; DNA-binding transcription factor activity, RNA polymerase II-specific
Source: RefSeq, a predicted model, not a curated record